CCGAACUAACUAGCUCAGCAAUGACACAUGCGUCCGAGUCUACAACCUCCGAGGUAACACUUAAGUGCAGUCCUAAAAACAAAGGUCGAAAUUCUGUGCUCAGGCAGACUGUGCGGACGUAUAGACACAUGCUAAUGUUACAUAACGUUUGGUACUAAUCUUUUAGCCACACCUUAGCGGCUUUUAACAAUCAACUAAAACAAUUAACAAUCUUCUGCUCACACCAAGCAAAGAAUAUUGUUUUCGCGCAAGUGCAGUGCACUCUUGUCCUAAACGUAAAAGAUAUAUAUCUACAACCUCCGAUUCUCUUUAAGUGUCACUUGAGAUUGACCCUAAUAGAGUGCAUACUUCGAUAUUCAGACAGAUAAGGAGAAUUUGACAGGCAAACAGUUACUUAAAAGUUUUCAUAUAGAUUGAGAUGGUGUAAGAGAAUCUAGGCAACAUUUUCUAAUUCCUACUCUCUAGUUCCUAAGAGCAGAAUUUUGAAUUUGCUUAGCUUGUUUGAAAGGCAUUUUCAUAGAGAUUCGGGAGGUGUCCGAAAAGAUAUUUUACGGGUUCUAGGCUUCCAAAUCCUAACUACUUGACAGAGUCCUGUUGUAGGUUGUUUACGGAUCUCUGUUACAACAGAUGGUAGGUAUCCUUGCUAGAUAAAUUCGAAUUUAUCUUUUAUCUCACCCUUGACAUAUAACAUAUUCACAUAUAAUCGAUAUGAAAGUAUUAAAGUGGAGGUGAAAAAAAUUUUGUAUAAAAAUGCUGUGCUGCGAACACACCCCCACAAUUGAAAGAAGACAGCUGUUCAUUCAGUCUGUCUACCUUACAAGAAUUUAAUUGAUUUUAAAUCGGUGAACGUGCUGGGGUAACAAGAGCAUCGAAAACAUCUCCUUAUCAACGUUUUUAUGGUCUUGGUUUAUUUAUUUGCCUUUACUUUUGCAAACGUUUGCAUGCCUAUGCCAGCAAAGACAAACAUUAAAUGUUAAUUAUUCAAAUAUUCUCUUAGUUUCCUAAGAGCGUUUAAAACGUUAACAACGACGCGCCAAAUAAUUUAAACAAUUAUAAAGUUUCGUCUUUUUUUUUAUUUUUUAUUUUGUUUUUACUUUGCAAUAAAACAGAUGUGCAAGUAAAGCUGCUUUAUGUGUUAAAUUUCAUUACAUUCUAUUAGACAGUGGACAUUGAUCGACGAUUGUUCCUAGAAAAAAAAAAAAAUAAAAAAAUAAAAAAAUUAAUCUAAAUAAAAAGUUUUGUAUUCGACGUCAUUAGUUACUUAGUUUAACACUUACAUUUGUUCUAAUCUUAUCGAUUGAUAGCGGAAUAUUUGAAGUGCUCCUCCUUAACAACUUUGAUGCAAUAUUGACUUUUAAAAAUAGAAAAAUAAAAAAAACAAAAAAAUUUUUAUUUCACAUACAUACACUAAACUUACACACAUAUCGUUUGCCUAUUAUUAUGAGAUAGAAAAAAAUCUAUGUAUUUAUGAAGUGAGAAAUGAAGAUAAAAAGUCGGGAUAAGCAGUAAAAUUUAAAGCUUUAAGAUCUCUAAGACCUCUAUAACUAUUGAACAAAUGCAACGUAUGCAGGUGUGUUUCUACAUAAAAUAAGCAUUCAAUAGUCGAUGGUGUUUAUCCACGUAGCACAUGUUUGUGAUUUUAUUAAAUGAUGGCCAAAAAUGGCGGCUAAACCACCAAAGCCGCCAGGAAAUCUAAUGAAAUUUGUAUCCACCCCGAAUAACAAUAAUAACAAUAGUAAUAGCAAUAGUGAUACCAACGAAAACAAUUUACAAUCACCAGCGUUGAGUGUGGCCGGUGAAAGUAAAAGUUGUGCUCUUCAACCAUCGAAAGUUGCGACAAAUUGCAAUUGUCGAAAUAUCGCCAUUAUGCACUUAUUUCAUGAAAUGAAACAAGAGUUCCCCACACUUCCCGAUACCGUUGUGGCGCAAUGUGUGAACGAGAAUUGCCAUCAACGAGAAAAUUGCAUUCAAAUGUUACGGCAGGAAUUGGAAUUAAAUCCGAUUCCGGCGCAAACAUAUCCAGCCAAAGUUUUACAUCCGUCCAUCGCUAACAGUACAACGACGUCAGCGCAUAGUCCGUCAAGACCUGUAGUGCAACAAAAACCGCAGACUUUGCAAAAACCGCCCGUAAAACCAUUAAAACCGAUAAGACCUGCUCCUCUGCAACCAUCAUUUCCUCCACCACCGCCACCACCAUCGCUGCCAUUAAAAAAACCCCCCAAAAAUGUACAGAUAACCAAAAAUAAAGUAGAUAAAGAGAAAGCUUUAAAAGCUACCAAUAAUCACGGUAAUGAUAAUAUUGCAUCAGCUGACAUAAAAGAUGGUCAGACUAACUUAAGUAUAAAUGUUGGAUCGCCGAGCAAAAUAUUGGAUUUUGUUAGCAAUCAGGAUUGCCCCGCAACGGGUGCUAACCCAAUGGAGGAAUUACCUGUGCCGCCGCGGAUAAGACCGACAACUUUGAACUUAAACAGCGACCAGCAACAAUUACGGCAGCAGCAGGAACAACGUCAAUUAUUAAAUAUACAAUUACAGCAGCAAUUUCAACAACAACGUCAUAAAAACUUGCAGCCAUCAAUCAACAACGGAAGACCCUUGCGUAAAGCUCCUCUACCCCCUAUAGCACCCAAACCGUCAAACAUCAGUAAUAAUAUCAAGCAAUUUCAUCAACACCCACUUAUAAACAACAAUGGCAAUGUAUCGUUAAAUCUUAACAGUCCACUAUCCGAGACAGAACUCUCUGUAAAUGUAUCUUUAUCAACGCCAUCCCCGACACCGCCUCCAACACAACAAACUACGCCAACUCACCACCAGCGACAACUAAGCGCAAACAAAUCGCCUAUACGACAUCGUUCAGUCAUUAAUGUGCAGCCAGAGCCACCGUACUCGCGUGACUUUUUUGUUACUACCUCCGCAACAACAGCCAACACUAAAACACCAAUUAACUCGGAUUGCAUUGGUAAUAGUGCGGACUGUUUUAUACAUACUCCGAGAAGUUUUACUUCUGUUAAUCUAACAUUACGUCAGCCUACUGUAAGCGGCGAGAGUGAAAGUAACACUGUACCGCAACCCUCCACCAUUGAUAUAUCUGCGGGUCCUGGUUUGUCGGGUUCCACCGGUAGUGGCCUCACUUAUUCUAGUACAUCCUACGAUGCUAGGCGUCGAUGUCAAAAGAAUUUCCACAUCACUGUGACGGACGAAGGAAGCGUUUUUCGGGCAAGUCGAUUAAGUCCUCGAACACCUCAAAAUCAGCAGCAAUUACAGCAACAACAACACUUAUUGCAACAACAACAACAACAAGAACAGCACCAGCAAUUUCACAAUUGUUCGGUUAACAAGAAAAAAAGCGAAGAAAACCGUGGUGACAUCCAAAGAAGCGAAGAAAUGUGCCAACCACCACAACAAGCAGAAGAUGAUUUCCUUGCUGAGGUUUUGCAACGGCAAAAGAAGAAACGUGAUAAGUUGGCGGCCGUGUUACGUGAGAAUAAGAGACGUUUAAAUCAAGUGAAAGAAGAAAUCAAUGUAUUAACUGAACCGGUUGAGCCAGGAUUCUCUGAAAUGCUUGAAAACGACGUAAAAAGGUUAAGAAUAGAGUGUCAGGCAAUGCUCAAUGAAAUUGAAAAUGUGCGACGAUGUUCGGGUGAUAAUAAUUCUUACUUCUCACAACAUCAACAACUAUCAACACAAUCUCAAUCAUUCCCUCGACAAAGAUUCAAUAGACCCCCCGCAACACGGCCACAAUCGCCAUCCCAUCAGACUAGUCUAGAUUUUAUACAACAUCACAGUAGCACUUCAACAUCCCGCCCAUCUGCUCAACAUCACAACCAUAACCAUAUGUCAAGUGCAAUCGGUAGUCAAUCGAUAUUAUUGCCAGAAACACACCAAUGUUUUCAUCAUAGUCCUUACUUACAUGAUGAAGAAAUUUAUUCUGAUUCUGAAGCAACCGGGGGUGCCGAUGAUGACGAUGACGAAGAUGAACAACUAGAACAAUGGGCAUGCGAUAUGUGUACAUUCCGCAACCAUGCACUGCUAAAUAUAUGUGAAAGCUGUGAAAGUGUUAGAAUAUUGCCUGGUACGCUGACAAAUUUCUCACGUCCAAUAACUAAUGCGGCCGCUUCCUCGAAUGCAUUAAAUAAUCCAACAGCCAUGACAGGCAGUUUAGAGCACGAUGCUAAUUUAGCUCAACAGCAAUUGCAACAAUUUGCUCUGCAUACGUGAUUAAAUGUUAUGUUUUUCUGAUUUUCUGUUACAGUCUUGUGCAUGCAUUUUCUGAAAACAGCUUGAAAUUGUUAAUUAAUUGCUUUUUUUUUUGUUUCUUAAUCAUGAAAACGCGAAACAAAAUUUUGCUUUUAUUUGUUUUGUUUUCUAUCGUUUUAUGAGUUGAUGUUUUCAUGUUGGUUUUUAUAUCGUAAUAAUUAUUAUGCUAAGCUUACAUUAACUCAGUUGAAGGUUUGCUUUGAACUGUGAUUGUCUGUAAAUGAUUGCUUGAAUUGUUAAUAGCAUUAGGAAAACAAAGAAAGAAAUUUAUAAAAUAAAAUUUAAUAAAAUUUAAAAAUCCUCCCUUAAUAUUGAAAAAAACAAAAUUGAACAAAUAUUUCUUAUUCUUCGUGUUCUUACU
Molecule: messenger RNA, 4615 nt
Organism: Glossina fuscipes
Lineage: Eukaryota; Metazoa; Arthropoda; Insecta; Diptera; Glossinidae
Gene: Tab2
Product: myb-like protein AA
Exons: 6
Coding region: 1660-4215 (851 amino acids)
Molecular function (GO): ubiquitin binding
Source: RefSeq, a predicted model, not a curated record